Messenger RNA from Amblyraja radiata (thorny skate), 6062 nucleotides. It is a transcript of the gene ppip5k2, whose product is annotated as diphosphoinositol pentakisphosphate kinase 2. The record is from RefSeq and is a predicted model, not a curated record. Gene Ontology annotation, biological process: inositol phosphate biosynthetic process; inositol metabolic process. Gene Ontology annotation, cellular component: cytosol. Gene Ontology annotation, molecular function: inositol hexakisphosphate kinase activity; 5-diphosphoinositol pentakisphosphate 1-kinase activity. The transcript is spliced from 33 exons. Lineage: Eukaryota; Metazoa; Chordata; Chondrichthyes; Rajiformes; Rajidae. Bases 567 to 4394 code for a protein of 1275 amino acids.
UCCGUGCGGACGCUUGUGGCGGCGGGACGGGUGGGUGGAAGCGGCGGCGAGUGUGAAUGGGUGGCGCCCAUGCGGGGCAACGGAGACGGAGACACAGAGAGAGACAGAGAGAGAACGGGCAGCGGCAGGUCCAACUCAACAUCAAAAAGAGGAUAUUUAUGAUUACGACUCUGUACUGCUGUCUGUGGGUCUUGCCACCAUUAUCCUUUGAUCCAGAAGAUUGUGGAUUUAAAUCCUACUCCACCGAUGUCAACAAUCUAGUUUGGCACCCAGUGUUGUACUGAGAUUAUGCUGAAGUAUGAGAUGAAAUGUUAAACCAAGAAGGAAAAAUGUAAUCAUGCUUAGCCGUACUGAGAUUAGUCCAUGAUCUAGUACGUUCUGAAAACAUUUAGAAUGUCCACAGAUUAAGUAUGUGAACUUUCCAGUGAUGUAUACGUGUAUUUGGCAGCUAACUACAAAUCAAACAAUCGGCCUAAAGCAACCUUGCUUGGUUGCAUUGGUACACAUAGGAAUAGCUUUUCUGUAGCUUGCAGUUUUGCUGGUGGUUAUUGCGGGGAAAAACAAACAUGUCUGUUCAUGGUCUGGAAACCGACCAUCCUAACUUCUUUCUCGGACCUGAAAAUACAGAGUUAUUGCAGCAAAUGAAACAUGAAAUAUUUGACGACUUUGAUCAGGAUGAAGAAUAUGAUUCUCCACCAGAAAGACAGAUUGUUGUCGGGAUCUGUGCCAUGUCCAAGAAAUCCAAGUCCAAGCCAAUGAGUGAGAUUAUGGAACGACUUUGCAAAUUUAAAUACAUAACUACUGUGAUAUUUGAAGAAAGCACUAUUCAAAAUGAGCCAGUGGAAAGAUGGCCACUUUGUGAUUGCCUCAUCUCUUUCCAUUCAAAAGGAUUUCUUUUGGACAAAGCAGUGGCCUAUGAAAAGCUCAGAAAUCCAUUUGUUAUUAAUGAUUUGAACAUGCAAUAUGACAUUCAAGACAGGAGGGAAGUGUAUCGGAUCUUGAAAGAGGAAGGGAUUGAGCUGCCACGUUAUGCAAUUUUAAAUCGAGAUCCAGAUAAACCUGAAGAAUGCAGUUUAAUUGAGGGUGAAGAUCAUGUAGAGGUCAAUGGAGAUAUCUUUCAAAAACCAUUUGUUGAGAAGCCAGUAAGUGCAGAGGACCACAAUGUUUACAUUUAUUAUCCAACAAGUGCUGGAGGGGGAAGCCAAAGACUCUUUCGAAAGAUUGGAAGUAGAAGCAGCGUCUAUUCUCCUGAAAGCAAUGUCCGAAAAACUGGAUCAUAUAUAUAUGAGCAAUUUAUGCCGACAGAUGGCACAGAUGUGAAGGUUUAUACAGUUGGUCCAGAUUAUGCUCAUGCAGAGGCUCGCAAAUCUCCUGCUCUGGAUGGCAAGGUUGAGCGUGACAGUGAAGGAAAGGAAGUUCGAUAUCCUGUCAUACUAAACGCCAGAGAGAAGCUAAUUGCUUGGAAGGUUUGCCUUGCUUUUAAGCAAACAGUUUGUGGCUUUGAUUUACUAAGAGCCAAUGGUCAAUCCUAUGUCUGUGAUGUUAAUGGCUUCAGCUUUGUGAAGAAUUCCAUGAAGUAUUAUGAUGAUUGUGCAAAGAUUUUAGGAAACCUCAUCAUGCGAGAGUUAGCUCCACAAUUUCAUAUCCCAUGGUCUAUUCCUACCGAAGCAGAGGACAUCCCUAUUGUACCUACUACAUCUGGCACCAUGAUGGAGCUUCGUUGUGUGAUUGCAGUCAUAAGGCAUGGGGAUCGAACACCAAAACAGAAAAUGAAAAUGGAAGUGCGGCACCAAAGAUUUUUUGAUCUCUUUGAAAAAUAUAAUGGAUACAAAGCAGGAAAAAUAAAGCUCAAGAAGCCAAAGCAGCUACAGGAAGUCUUAGAUAUAGCGAGGCAUCUUUUGGCAGAAUUGGGACAGAAUAAUGAUUCAGAAAUAGAAGAAAGUAAAGCAAAACUUGAACAACUUAAAACAGUGCUUGAGAUGUAUGGCCACUUUUCUGGAAUAAACCGUAAAGUUCAAUUGACAUAUCUGCCUCUUGGGUGUCCAAAGACUUCAAGCGAAGAAGAUGAAAAGAAGAAGGAAGAACCUUCUCUACUGCUGGUGUUAAAGUGGGGUGGAGAACUGACUCCAGCAGGCAGAGUCCAAGCUGAAGAGCUAGGUCGUGCUUUCAGGUGUAUGUAUCCAGGAGGACAAGGAGAUUAUGCAGGAUUUCCUGGUUGUGGUUUGCUCCGAUUGCACAGUACAUAUCGGCAUGAUUUGAAGAUCUAUGCUUCAGAUGAAGGGAGAGUUCAGAUGACUGCGGCAGCCUUUGCUAAGGGAUUGCUUGCGUUGGAAGGGGAGCUAACCCCAAUUCUUGUGCAGAUGGUUAAAAGUGCUAACAUGAAUGGCUUGUUAGACAGUGACAGUGAUUCCCUGAGUAGUUGUCAGCAGAAAGUUAAAACUCGGCUUCAUGAAAUUCUACAGAAAGACCGAGACUUCACCCUUGAUGAUUACGAAAAGCUUGCUCCAACUAAAAACAGUUCUAUAAUUAAGUCAAUGCAGUUAAUCAAAAAUCCUGUUAAAACCUGUGAUAAGGUCUACACAUUGAUCCAGAGCUUGACGUCACAGAUUAGGCAGAGGAUGGACAACCGUAAAUCAGCUGACAUUCAGCUUUAUCAUGGUGAAUCACUUGAACUGAUGCUUAGAAGAUGGGCUAAAUUAGAAAAAGAUGUUAAAAUGAAGAAUGGUCGUUAUGAUAUAAGUAAAAUUCCUGAUAUUUAUGACUGUAUUAAAUAUGAUGUUCAACACAACAGUUCCCUAAAACUGAAUGAUAUGAUGGAACUGUAUCAAUUAUCAAAGUCGUUGGCUGACAUUGUUAUACCUCAGGAAUAUGGAAUUACCAAGGCUGAGAAAUUGGAUAUUGCCAAAGGAUAUUGUACUCCUUUGAUAAGAAAAAUACGUUCGGACUUGCAGAGAACUCAGGAUGAUGACACUGUUAACAAGCUGCAUCCACUAUACUCGAGAGGAGUGAUGUCCCCAGAACGACACGUUCGCACUCGGUUGUAUUUUACGAGUGAGAGCCAUGUACAUUCGCUUCUUUCUAUACUGCGCUACGGUGCCCUUUGUAACGAGAUUAAAGAUGAACAGUGGAAAAGGGCAAUGGGCUAUCUAAACUAUACCAGUGAACUUAAUUACAUGACACAGAUUGUUAUCAUGUUGUAUGAAGACCCAAAUAAGGAAAUUACUUCAGAAGAGAGAUUUCACGUUGAAUUGCACUUCAGUCCUGGUGCUAAAGGCUGUGAGGAAGAUAAAAAUCUUCCAUCGGGUUUUGGAUACAGACCAGCAUCUCGUGAGAGUGACACUGGAUCCAAAAUCUUCCUGAAUAUUGACAAUGAUGAUGACUCCGUUUCAAGCAGGGAAGUUGCUGAAAAGUCAACAGUGGCGUUCAGGCCAAUGGUCUCAGAUCCCAUUUAUAUACAUCGAAAAUCCCCACUGCAAAGGUCCAAGAAAAUAGGCUCUGUGGAACAUCGCAUCAGAAGAGAUGACACCUGGGAACCAACAUGUCUUCAGAGAGAUCAAACCUCUUUAUCCUCUUUCACUUUAGGCACAAAACAGGAAGAGAGCCCCCUGAGUCUGUCUAGCCCAGAGUGUAGUGGUACCUGGAUGCAUUACACUAGUGGUGUGGGUGCUGGGCGUCGAAGACGCAGAUCAGGGGAACAAAUCACUUCUUCCCCUGUCUCCCCCAAAUCAUUGGCUUUCACAUCAAGUAUUUUUGGCUCAUGGCAACAGGUGCUUCCAGAAACCAGUACUAUUAUGCGAGGUGGAAGAUCCUAUUCAGAACAGAAAUACAGUGGGCUUGGGUCUCACUGUGCAGGCCUGUUUAGCACUACUGUGCUGGGGGGUUCCUCGAGUGCACCUAACCUACAGGAUUAUGCUCGUGCGCAUCGUAAAAAGCUGACAUCAUCUGGCUGCUUUGAUGACGCCACAUGCAGUUCUGCUGUAAAAAGAUUUUCUAUCUCAUUUGCUCGACACCCAACCAAUGGAUUUGAGCUCUAUUCUAUGGUGCCUUCCAUUUGCCCUCUUGAAACCCUUCAUAAUUCACUAUCGCUGAAGCAAGUGGAUGAAUUCCUUACAUCAAUUCCUGAAAGCGAGAGAUCUUCUGAGAUUCCUACUACAUCCUCAGCUUCUGGUAAUAUCAUGUCUCUAGGUAGAAGGAUUUUAAAUACAUAUACUCCUAGAAAGGUACUUCCAGCGCCUCGGGCAUCAGAUCAAGAAAGUAAUAAAUCUACUUCAUUCUCUAGAGGAUCCUCCAAGGAUGUGUCUAUUACUGGGCAGUCUUCAUUGACUGAAAAUUCAUCCUAUGGUCAAAGUGACAAUGGGACAACUUUGUUAAGCACCAAAGACAGACAAAGCUGAUGAAUGAAAUCUACUUGAAGUCAGCUCGUUCAAACCAGUUGUUCAACAUGGAAAUUAAUGGAUAUGUCCAUAAUGAGACUUAAGGAAAUAUAUUCUUCGUUUCAAAUUCUUCAAUAUCCUGCCAUCAAUUAUGUUUAUGCCAAGACAAAUAAUAUGGUUCUAAAAGCAGGAAAUGUCAUAUAUAUAUAUGCCGUUCUAAAAACUAAAGAAUUUUAACGUACACUUAACCAAGGUUGGUGUUGUGUUGGAUUUUUAUUUUGUCCGCUGAUGCAUCAUUUUCUGUAGCUUGGAAUAGAAUCUAAUUGGUGGUGCAAUCUAAUUGAGAAAAGCAAGAAUUCCUUUACAUGGUUAACCUCAAGAACAAUUCAUUUAAUUAAACUUAUUACUUGUUAUUGAAGUAAAAUGUGGCAUUUUCUGUGUUAUAGACUAAAUUAGAUAUUUUCAUCCAAAUCCACUGUUAAAAAGUUGCCUGUUAUUUUUGCAUCAGUAAUAAACAAAACCUCCCAAAUUGAUUUUAUUCUCAUAUCAUUGGGUCCAAGAUAAUGAAUAAAGAAGUAGCAUUGUCCAGGCAAUCCAAUUCUUACAUUCUUCAUUCCAGUUUGUUCCAUUCGGGAUAUCUAUUCAACAUAUACUACAGCUUAGGGUGAAUGGCCCCACGUGAUUUAAUAUCUUGUGCAGAACUUUUAAUUCGGAGUGUAUGGCUGUUAUAGAUAGAAAAGGUUAGUGAACGGCUUGCAUUUCAUGCCCUACAUCAUUCCAAGGAUAUUUUAGAUAUGAUUGGUAGUUGCCAUUCCCUUUCCCUGCUACGUAAAUAGGAUUGUUUGCACCACUUUUUGGGUCACAUUGGUCACAACAAAUUUUUAAGUAGCCAUGUUUGUGCUCAUUUCACUAGCACUGUAAUUUAAACUAUUCUAAUUUUUGCAUCUCAAUUAAAUGUUUUUGUUUUCGACAUAGGCUCACAUCAAAGAAAUAUGUGCAAUUUUUAUGUUUUUUGUCUAUGUAUGUGUAUAUGUAUAUAGAGGGAAAAAAGUGUCUAUUUUCCAUGGUUAAAAUAACUAUUUUGAACUAUGGUACUUGAUGGUAUUUUUAAAGUUAUAUAACAUGUUAAAACUGUCACAAGAUUAUUUUUAUUCUGAAGAAUGCCAGCUAUCUAAAGCUUUUUUUCUGUCGUUUAAAAUAUUGUCUAACUGUACAAACAUGAAGCUUCUCUGGUUCGAGAAUGUUAACUGGAAUUUAUGUUACGUUCCAGAAUUAGCUGUGAAUAAACUGUAUUUGAGAUGUUAUAAUUUUCAAAAUAUAAAUCUGGGUGUAUGUUUUUAUAUGAAAUGGAUUGCAGAUAUGUUUUGUAAAUAAGAUUUUAUGUAUGUAUAGGUCAGUAUUUUCAUUUACAAACAAGCAACAGAGCGCAUUGCUUUCACCUCUACAACUUUGUUGUCUUGUAUUUACAUACUAUGGAAUAAUUUCUCUUGCAGAAAUUUCUGUUUUCAGUGAAGAAUUGAGCAAUGUUACAUUUUCUUUAAACAAGUUAAAGUAUAUAAUAAUAUUUCCGUUGUAACUCAGGAGUCUAUUUCAAUGGUUAAGUAAAGUUUUAAACAAUAAUUUGGUAUAUUCUGUACUACAUAUGCAUUGUACCAAGCUGACUUAAUAAACUGGUGUCUACUGAGUCUA